Molecule: messenger RNA, 969 nt
Organism: Jaculus jaculus (lesser Egyptian jerboa)
Lineage: Eukaryota; Metazoa; Chordata; Mammalia; Rodentia; Dipodidae
Product: tetraspanin-3
Exons: 1
Coding region: 51-812 (253 amino acids)
Biological process (GO): regulation of vascular endothelial growth factor signaling pathway; protein maturation; protein localization to plasma membrane
Cellular component (GO): membrane
Source: RefSeq, a predicted model, not a curated record
GCCGCCGCCACUGCCGCGUCGCUCGCUCGCCGAGCCGGGCCGCCGGCACCAUGGGCCAGUGCGGCAUCACGUCCUCCAAGACCGUGCUGGUUUUCCUCAACCUCAUCUUCUGGGGGGCAGCUGGCAUUCUGUGUUACGUGGGAGCCUACGUCUUCAUCACGUAUGAUGACUACGACCACUUCUUUGAAGAUGUGUACACGCUCAUCCCUGCAGUGGUGAUCAUAGCUGUGGGAGCUCUGCUUUUCAUUAUUGGACUCAUUGGCUGCUGUGCUACAAUCCGGGAAAGUCGCUGUGGACUUGCCACGUUUGUCAUCAUCCUGCUCUUGGUUUUUGUCACAGAAGUUGUUGUCGUAGUUUUGGGAUACGUUUAUAGAGCAAAGGUGGAAAAUGAGGUUGACCGCAGCAUUCAGAAAGUGUAUAAGACCUACAAUGGCACCAACCCUGAUGCUGCUAGCCGAGCCAUUGACUAUGUACAGAGACAGUUGCACUGUUGUGGAAUUCAUAACUAUUCAGACUGGGAAAAUACAGAUUGGUUCAAAGAAACCAAAAACCAGAGUGUCCCUCUUAGCUGCUGCAGAGAGACUGCCAGCAGCUGUAACGGCAGCCUGGCUAACCCCUCCGACCUCUAUGCUGAGGGGUGUGAGGCUCUAGUUGUAAAGAAGCUUCAAGAAAUCAUGAUGCAUGUUAUCUGGGCAGCACUGGCCUUUGCAGCCAUCCAGCUGCUGGGCAUGCUGUGCGCCUGCAUCGUGCUGUGCAGAAGGAGUAGAGAUCCUGCCUAUGAGCUCCUCAUCACUGGCGGCACGUACGCAUAGAGGCGGCUGGAGCCUGAGAUAAUCUGAGUCGUCUCGUUCUGAUUUGGAAGGUGAAUUGAGCAGGCUUGCUGCAGUUGGCCUCCCGAGUUCAUCUAGUUAAAGCACACGUACACUGGUGUUGGACGGAGCAGCUUGGCUUUUCAUGUACCCACCUACC